GACCAGCACGUCCUCAUGUUCCUGGUCAUCACGAGGGCUCACCCGCACUGCGAGAUGAAGCGGAAGUGGUGGGUGAAGCUGCCGUCGGAGGACCCCCGCUCAGCUGGCCCCAACGUGUGCGGGCUGCUGGUCAGGUGCCUCUACGGCUGCCGCGACGCAGGCCGGAACUUCGAGCUGCUGGUCCGUGAGACGCUGGAGGGCAAGAUGGGCUUCUCCUGUGGCGUGUGGUGCCCCUGCAUAUACCGCAGAGGCGACGGCAAGCUCGUGGCCUACGUCUACGGCGACAACUUCGCACUGAAGGGCUCCCGCACCGACAACCUGGAGUUCUACCGCGAGCUGCAGAAGUACAUGUGGGUCAAGCUCGAGGGCAUGUUGGGGCCCAACAAGAGUGCUGGUGAUGUUCAGGAGGUGGUCUGCCUGAACCGCGUCUUCCGUUGGACUUCGAGAGGUGGCGUGGAGCUCGAGGCGGACUCUCGCCAUGCGCUCAUCAUGAUGCAGCAGCUGAACCUCUGGCGUGGGUCGAAUGCCCUCUCGACGCCAGUAGUGAAGGCCAAGAGCGUGGACCGCGGCAGAGUCCUGGAGGGCGAGGGGGCGACUCGCUACCGCAGCCUGGUCAUGCGAUCCAGCUAUCUCAGCGAGGACCGCCCGGACAUCAAGUACGCAGUCAAAGAAGCAGCGAAGUGCAUGCGCGAGCCGUGCGAGCACGACAUGGAGCUAGUCAAGAGGAUUGCCAGUAUCUCCUGGGCCGUCCGAGACUGGUUCAGAGGUGUGCUCAAGGGCUUCUCGGACAGUGACUUCGCGGGCUGCCUGGGGACCAGGAAGAGCACGAGCUGCGGAGUCUUCCAGGUGGGAGAUCACAUGAUCAAAGUCUUCAGCGCGAUUCAGGGGAGUGAAGCUCUCAGCUCAGGUGAGGCCGAGUGGUAUGCUCUAGUGCGCGCUGCGUCCUGUGGGAUCGGCCUGGUCUCGCUGGCGCGUGACAUGGGAUACGAGCUGGAGUUGUGUUUGGCUGGCGACGCUACGGCGGCCAGUGGGAUCGCGCAUCGCCGAGGGGCGGGGCGCAUCCGACACAUCGAGACAAAGACCCUGUGGCUCCAGCGCCAUGUGACCGAGUGUCGUGUCAUCCUUUCUAAGACGCUCGGCCAGGUCAAUGUGGCAGAUCUCGGCACGAAGCAUCUGGCGCAAAAGGAGCUGGAUGAGAUGCUGGGACUGCUGGGAUUUUUCGUUGCUGCGGGCAAGUCUGACCUCUCUCUCGCUGUCGCAGGCAACUUGCUUGAGCCGGACCUAGCUUGCGAGCCCGAGGGCAAAUAUGAGGACGCCUUGGCGCCCUACGCCAGGGAGACCAGCCGCGUGAGCUGA
Messenger RNA from Prorocentrum cordatum, 1356 nucleotides. Lineage: Eukaryota; Dinophyceae; Prorocentrales; Prorocentraceae. The record is from the annotation of a GenBank genome assembly.